Molecule: messenger RNA, 2143 nt
Organism: Salvelinus sp. IW2-2015
Lineage: Eukaryota; Metazoa; Chordata; Actinopteri; Salmoniformes; Salmonidae
Product: probable histone deacetylase 1-B
Biological process (GO): negative regulation of transcription by RNA polymerase II
Cellular component (GO): nucleus; NuRD complex
Molecular function (GO): histone deacetylase activity
Source: RefSeq, a predicted model, not a curated record
CCCCUUUUCCCAAGUACAGCUGCCGCUUUUCGCCCACUGUAGUCUGUGCUGUAAAAUGGCGCUGAGUUCUCAAGGAACAAAGAAAAAAGUUUGCUACUAUUAUGAUGGUGAUGUUGGGAAUUACUACUAUGGCCAGGGGCAUCCCAUGAAGCCACACCGUAUCCGCAUGACACACAACCUCUUGCUGAACUAUGGUCUCUACAGAAAGAUGGAGAUAUACCGACCUCACAAAGCCAGUGGAGAGGAGAUGACCAAGUACCACAGUGAUGACUACAUCAAGUUCCUGCGUUCCAUCCGGCCUGACAACAUGUCGGAGUACAGCAAACAGAUGCAGAGAUUCAAUGUUGGUGAAGAUUGCCCUGUGUUUGAUGGCCUGUUUGAGUUCUGCCAGCUCUCAACAGGAGGCUCUGUUGCUGGAGCUGUGAAGCUGAACAAACAGCAGACAGACAUUGCUAUUAACUGGGCUGGAGGUCUCCAUCACGCCAAGAAGUCUGAGGCGUCAGGUUUCUGCUAUGUGAAUGACAUUGUGCUCGCCAUUUUGGAGUUACUGAAAUACCACCAGAGAGUUCUGUACAUAGACAUUGACAUUCACCAUGGAGAUGGAGUGGAGGAAGCAUUCUACACCACAGACCGGGUCAUGACCGUGUCCUUCCACAAGUACGGAGAGUACUUCCCCGGCACUGGAGACCUGAGGGAUAUUGGCGCAGGGAAAGGCAAGUACUAUGCUGUGAAUUACCCUCUGAGAGAUGGGAUAGAUGACGAGUCUUACGAAGCCAUAUUCAAGCCUAUCAUGUCUAAAGUGAUGGAGAUGUACCAGCCUAGUGCAGUGGUUCUUCAGUGUGGAGCUGACUCUCUCUCGGGAGACAGGCUUGGCUGCUUUAACCUCACCAUCAAAGGCCAUGCUAAGUGUGUGGAGUACAUGAAGAGCUUCAACCUGCCCCUGCUGAUGCUGGGGGGUGGAGGCUAUACCAUCCGGAACGUGGCCCGCUGCUGGACCUAUGAGACAGCUGUGGCCCUAGACAGCUCCAUACCAAACGAGCUUCCAUACAAUGAUUACUUUGAGUACUUUGGGCCAGACUUCAAACUGCACAUCAGUCCCUCCAACAUGACCAACCAGAACACCAACGACUACCUGGAGAAGAUCAAGCAGCGUCUGUUUGAGAACCUUCGAAUGCUGCCCCACGCCCCGGGGGUCCAGAUGCAGGCCAUCCCAGAAGACGCCGUGCAGGAGGACAGUGGAGACGAGGAGGAGGAAGACCCUAACAAACGCAUAUCCAUUCGCGCCCAUGACAAGAGGAUAGCGUGUGACGAGGAGUUCUCAGACUCUGAGGACGAGGCUGAGGGUCAAGGGGGCGGACGGAGAAAUGCUGCCAGCUUCAAGAAAGCCAAGAGAACAAAGACUGAAGAAGACAAAGAAAAAGAGGGAGAAGAGAAGAAAGCAGGUGAUGAAAAGAAAGCUGAUGACAAGAAAGAAGUAAAAGAAGAAAAGGUGCCAGAGGAGGAGAAAAUGGACACAAAGGGGCCAAAAGAGGAGUCCAAGACACCGUGAGGAGCUCCUAGCCAUCUUUUUAAAGCAAUCACACCUGGGCCUAGUUUCCCAAAAGCAUCUGAAGGCUAAGUUCGUUAUAACGAUAUGGAUUUUACGUUUGGGAAACCGGGCCAUGUUGAGAAUAGUUCUGUUUGCCAGACCAGUCACCUUUACUGGCUGCUGCAAGGGAAAAUCCCACCCCUCCAGAUUGAAAUGGCUAAACAUGUAUUUUCUAGAACACUUAAUGUUGCAAUUUUUAUAAGUACUGCUGUUUUUGUAUGCUUUAUCCUAUGAAUACUGCUCCCCUUACCCAAACAAAUGUAGUCUACAGUAUAUUAAAGGCCUGGCAUAAAAUAUUAUGCAUUUUAUAAAUUUCAGAUUUAAUUUAAAUCAUAGAUAUGUUGCCAUCUCUUGUACCCCCUUUUGUAUUUUGUCCCACUGUUGUCCUGUGCCUUUGGAAACAUGACAUGAAGUAUACUUCUCAAAGAUGUAUUCAUUCUGUGUUACCGGCUAAAGCUACUCUGAGCAAUAUUGUCCGGAGGAUAGAAUUAACCUGAAUACUACACCAGGCCUACAGUACAGUAUGUGAUAAAACAUAAAUAAUCCAAUGACUUC